Molecule: messenger RNA, 1169 nt
Organism: Rotaria sp. Silwood2
Lineage: Eukaryota; Metazoa; Rotifera; Eurotatoria; Philodinida; Philodinidae
Source: the annotation of a GenBank genome assembly
UUAUCAAAAAAAAUUUGCAUUUUCCUGAUCCGCCCCGCCUAGGAUUUUUUGCUGUUAGUAGCAUCUUAAUUUUUAGAAUUUCAUAGGAAGCUAUACCGAAUUUCAAAUUUCGUCUAAAAAUAUGUAAUCGUUCAAGAGUUAUAACUUUUUGAAUUUUUGCCACAUGUGGAAACAAUUUUUUUCGAAAUUUCAAAACAUUAUAACUCUUGAACGGUUGCACAUUUUUAGACGAAAUUUCAAAUCUGUCGAUGAAAUUUGGUAUAGCUUCCUAUGAAAUUCUAAAAUCCAAGAUAAUACUAACAGUAAAAAAUCCUAGGAGAGGGGAUCAGGAAAAUGCUAAUUUUUUUCGUAAACUCCGAGUGCAAAUUUUUUUAGAUAAAAUUCCAUCAUUUGGGUCACAUGCUCAAAAGUCAAGAUUCAGCAUACUGAAAAAUCCUGGAUACGUCACUGGUUUCUAUUCAAUUCUAGUUUUACUAAAAAUAUGAAUAUUGAUUGAUUUCUAACAAAAAAAAAAAAAAAUACACUUCUAGCCUAAUUUUGGUGAACCGAUUGACCAUCGUGUUUAUAAACAAAAUCAUCAACCUACAUGUCAUGAUAUUACCCAAGAUCCAGACACAAAUAUUUUACAUAUUCUUGUCGGAUUUUCUAAAGGACAAAUACAAUAUAUAAAUAUGCAAACAAAAGAACAAAAAGUAUUUAAUGAAGGAAGUUAUUUGGAUAAAACAAAAGUAACAUGUAUUAAAUGGUUACCUUCUCCUCGAACAUAUUUUAUUGCAUCAUAUUCAAGUGGUUAUUUAUAUGUAUAUGAUGAACAACUUAAUUAUCAACGUGAUACAAAUAUUCAAUCAACAUAUUCAACAAUAAAAGAUGAUGAAAAAAAUUUUUCUAUAUCAUAUACAAAAAAUAAAUCAAAACAAGCACGUAAUCCAGUAUCACGUUGGUCGAUUGGUACUGGUAGUAUAAAUGAAUUUGCUUUUUCACCUGAUAAUACUCUAUUAGCUGUGGUAUCACAAGAUGGUUUUCUACGAAUAUUUAAUUAUGAAAAAAUGGAAUUAGUUUCUUAUAUGAAAAGUUAUUUUGGUGGACUUCUUUGUAAAGAAUUUGAUCUCAUGUCUUAUAAAGAAAUUCUUUUAACGAAUAAACUCUGUGUGAAAUCACAGCAUGAAUAA